This is a messenger RNA of Pocillopora meandrina, 28610 nucleotides long. Lineage: Eukaryota; Metazoa; Cnidaria; Anthozoa; Scleractinia; Pocilloporidae. The record is from the annotation of a GenBank genome assembly.
AUGCGAUUUUUGUUUAAUCUAGUUUCUUUUAUCAAAAAGAUUCAUGUGGUGGAUGGUAAGAGAGAGAGAAUUUUUCAAUUUGACCAAGUAUUGCCACCAGAUGCUGGAAAUGAUGAGGUAUGUUUAAAAUGGAUUAAUUCCAUAUUUUAGACAAAAUCUAUUUAAGCCUGGCCUGAAAUAACAUAUUUUAUUCACAAAAUCACGCCCUUUACUGUUUUCAAACAACUAUUGGAAUCUUGGAAAACUGUUUAUUUGUUCUUUGAUGCACAACACACCAUCACGCGUGACUAAUUGACAACUACAAGUUUAGGUUAUAUAUAUGUGUCUAAAUACUUGCUCUGUUGUUCUUUUAGGUGUAUCAGGUUGUCGGUAAGCCUCUGGUUGAAGCCUCCAUGACCGGCCUAAAUGGAAUUUUGAUGGCGUACGGACAAACUGGAGCAGGUAUUUACGGAAAAUUAUUCCAUCUCAGAGCUUUCAAUUCCCAAGGGUCUUAAAUCUUCUAGUUACAAGGAGACGGAAGCGUGACUGUACAAACGAAGCCCAUUGUCUGAGCUGCAGUUUUAGAAAAUUGUGAACAUUGCAAUAAAAUACUCGGUUUGAGAACUAAUGGACUUUAAUCCUUCAUGAAAAUUGGAGAGACGAUGAGCCAACAAUGGGCCAACCCUCUGGUUUCGCCGUUUCUGUGUGACCACCAAUAAGAAAGUUUUUAGAAGCUUCCAUAAAGCACAGCGUGAAAUCGCGAUGAAGUAGUAUCUACAAUUGAUUCGUUUUUCAUCAAGAAAGAUUGAUGGCCUUUUGCAAUGUAAAAUUUCACACUUACAGGUAAAACUCACACUCUGAUGGCUUCAGACGGAUUAACUACCAAUGUUGUAUCUCAUAUGUUCGCUCUGAUUGGUAAAGACGUUGCACAUUCCUACGCGGUAAGCCUAAAACGUCACAAAACAGAAUGAUUUUGUGGUUGUUGUUGUCUAUGAAAAUUUGUUAACAUUCCUGUAAGAAAACGUUUUAAUGAACCGCUUUCCAAGAUCCAUCUUCUUCAAUAAAACUGAGGAGAUGAACAGUCCGUCAUGCAAUUGUUGACUAAUUUGACUAAUCGAUCGAUCGAUCGAUUGAUUCAUGAUUGAUUGAUUGAUUGACUGGAUUACUGGUUCAUUGAUUGAUUAAUCUAUUAAUUCAUUCAAUCAUCAAUAUAAGUGUCUAAUCAUUACAAAAGCUGUAAUCCAAUUUAAUACAUUACAAUAGAGGAUGCGUGCUUCUGUAAAGACCCAUGAACAGCAAUAUUCAAAAUGCCCUCCUAGUCUUUGCAAAACAUUCAGAGUUUUAACACUUGACCCCGCAUGACUGAAGUGCACCUUUCCAUGAAAAAAUACUCUGCAAAUGGGGGGAACUUUGUCAAAUUUCAACAUCAUGCCUCUUUGAAAACCUGCAAACUGAUCAAUAAAAAUAACAAGAGCGUAGCACAAAACCAAAUAAUAUGCUACGGCAGUGUCGAAUCUCAGUAAAAGUCAAACAGCUACACUCCUACCAUUUCCCAGGGCUGCAGUCACUGCUUUUUUCAAUUAUUUUUCUUGUUUUUGUUUUGUAGGUGACAUGUUCCUAUUUGCAAAUAUAUCAAGAACGAAUUUAUGAUUUGCUAGGCUCCGAAAAAUCUGGAACUGAAGUUUACUUGAGAGAACAUCCCAAAAAAGGUGUAGAGAGCAUCAUUCAGUAUAAGCUUUAAGUAUUUCACACAAUCAAGUCUACUUUGAGAGGGUAGGGGGAGAUGUGCCGUGAUAACAGAAAAAUGUUGUCGGAACCCAAAAACAAAUAAAACUCUUGCGAUACUUAUCACGGAAACUUUUCAAGUUCAUCUAAGAUGCCAAGAAAAAGGAAAUCAAGGGAACACGAGAGAGCUUGCUAAACUAGUCUUGAUGUUACGAGACUCUCAUCCACUGGGGUACAAAGCUGAGUCCGUCAUACUCUGCGCAUAAUAGGCUCCAGCCUUAGACUGGAUAUCUAAUCAUUCCGAUUCUUCUGUCUGUCGUAGGAGUUUACGUAGAUAACUUAUCUGAAUACUUUGUCAAAAGUCCAGAGGAGAUUUGUAAACUGUUGAAGUCUGGCAAAAAGAAACUGGCCAUUGCCGGGACCAAAAUGAACAGACAGUCCAGCAGGUUGGUUUAAAGCUUAAAUCUUUUUGUUACAUUUUAUGAUAGACUCAGUGACUGAUUGACCGACCCACGGAUCGAGGUACUGACCGGCUGAGUAAUAAAAAGAAAGAUUAAGUGUCCGUCAAGUGCAUCCGUUUGUCAUCACAGCGCAUGAUAGGCGCGGUGAGUUUUCUUGCUAAUUUAUUCACAACCACUUUUCUUUUUAUUGCAGAUCUCAUGCAGUUUGUCUACUUAAAAUCGAGAGGCUCAGUGUUCCACGUCGUUAUGGAGGUGAUAAUCGUUUCGGAUUAACGUAAUGCAUGACUUUAAUUCCUCUCUUGUUUGUUCAAUCGUCGGUUUAAUUUUCCAUGUUUCAUUCCUUCUCUUUUUGGUUUAAUUGAUUCUGUCAUCAUUGCUUCGGGACUCUGACAGUGUCUGAUAAAAAAUAUAUAUAUUUCCUUUAGCAGUUUUUGCAACUGAUAACUCGCAAGCUUGCAGCGUGAACAUCACUCUAGUCUACUCUUUAUUACAGGAAUAACAGACUCCUUCAGCAGUUAUGAGUCGUAUUACAUAUCGGGAACUUCAGACACUGAGUAUUCAAGUGAAGGCGGCUCAGUUGAGGGCUUAGGGUCUUCUGAUCACUUCGAUGUGAGCGAAUUUUCCUUUUUUUUUUUUUGUUCUGCUCUGAAACGGUUUUUAAUGGCAACUGUUUCAGUUGUUUUAUCUUUUGUAAAAAAAAAAAGUAUACGUUCCUUUACAUCUCAGAGAAUUUCAGACUUACGUAAAUAGCGCUAGAUGAACGUGCCAUAAUGAUUCACUCUGAUGUAGGUUUGGUUUUUUCCUUUUACAUAGGAGGACGAAGAAAUGCUGUCUAGAAUUUCAUCUCAAACGAAUGGUUUGGCCGCCGUCAGAGGAAAACUUUACGUGUAGGUAUCCCUCUGGUGUUCGUCAAGUUCUUCUUGCUCUUCUUAUUUUUUCUUUCUCUUUUCCAUCCACAUCUGCUUCGAUUGUAUAUUCUUCCCGUUCCCUUGACUUUGGCUAUUUAGUUUGCUUUAGUUAAUCGAGGUGAGUACUGUUGGCACCGAGUUUUUCCGGCGUCUAAGUUUUUGUGCCUACCUUACGUUACGCCUAAAUCGUAUUGCAGCAAUUUCAUGGACGAGUGCAAAGCAGAGAUCACGCUUUACGGAAAUGUUUUAAUCUUUAUGGUGCAUUAUCGCAAUAUUUCAGAGUGAGCUGUCGCCAUGUUAACGACCGAUUUCAGUUUUGGUCGGCGUCUUAGGAAGCCACAUAUAGGGCAAUAUAUAGGCAUCACGCGCGGCCGCAUAAAGUCGCUUGCGGAGUUUUUUUUUUUUCACAUUAUUACUGACACAGAAUUGAAAAGUGUACGUUUCCGAGCAAAAAGGUCUUUUUAUCUCUGAUGAUCCAUAGAACCUGCAGGAGAAUAUGGUAUAAAGCAACUAUCGAAAAAUUUAUCUCCUUUUUACAAGAAGGAAAAAUUAAAUUUUUUUUUAAGAAAACGUAUGCUUGAUAUUAAGGAAUGAGGCAGAAGCGGAGUAAAAGGCUUGCCCUAUAUCUCGUUUGGUGGAAAAACGGUGGCCACAAAACUAUUUUUUUCUCAGCGUGGAAUUCAAAUGGAGUCUAAUUCAUAAAUUAUCUUGAAAAAAAGUCGUUAUGAGCUCCUUUAAAUCGGAUUUAAGAUGCUCUGAAAAAAAUGAGCAGAUGAAAUGAAGAAGUUUCACAAGCAACCUGCGCUUUACGAUCAGCUAGUUGAGUCAAAUUUCCUUAAUUUUCUUUCGGCUGCUAACUUUCCGUUUCAAGUACUAUCCCCUGAAAGAUGAGGUUUAGGUAAACAAUAGCAGACAAGAACACGAGAGGUCAGUAAAUAUGACCGGUUUAUAUGGCUUUCAACUUUAUCCUUUUAUCUUCUUUCCAUUUGGCGCCAAUUCUUUUUUAUCUCUGACGUAUGGAAGCUUGAGCUAUAGAUAAAGCAUCUGAUAUUUUUUCAACUGUUUUAAUUAUUCUAGGCCCACUCAGAUCUUGUUGAGCCAAUAUCCUCGCUUUGAUAUUUAGUUUUAACGCUGCAAUUCCGGUUCAAUAAAAAUCCCGGUAAUAUGAAAGCGUAGAAGCGUAUAAAGAGCGUGUAAAGACCGUGCAAGUGUUUAAACUCAAGUAGAUAUUUUAAUGAUUAGGCUCAACACCGUUUCACAAACAAAAAUCUUCGUGCGAAAAAAGGUUACAAGAGCUUGGAAAGACAGAGGAUAUGUUGAAAGGAGUUACGGUUUAUGCAUCCCGAAAACAUAAGUCCAACGCCACGCAGGUCACAAUCCGAGUCAAUCUUCUCCAUCCUCAACAAUCCUCCGCUAUUUCAGGUAUACUCCUACCUAUGUGAUGUUAAUCUUUCACAUUAAACUAUUCUUUCAAGUCUUUAUGCAGUAUUGAAAUAUUUCUUGCUUUCUGAAAUUGCCUAAGAUAUCGUGGCGGAGCCCUUUUUAUUGUAAGCACCAUGUGGGGUUAUCUUCGUUUCGUUUUGUUCGACCGGAGAUUUUAUUUCACAAUAUUUCCAAUCGCAGCUGUGAUCUAGCAGGCAGUGAGAGGGUGAAGAAGACUAAGGCUGAAGGUGAACGACUCCAAGAAGCACAGAGUAUCAAUUCCUCUCUGCUGGAGCUGGGGUAAGUUACUAAGAUGCUGAUAAGCGGCAUUAAUGAUUGGCCAAUUUUUGAGCCAAUAUGACGUGUUUGCGAUUUGUUUGAUUAACUUAACUUUCCUGCUAAAUUUAAACCUGCACUAAAAUUGAUUUAUUCUUCUAUAGGGAAUCUACGUAAAAAACAAAGGGUAAAAUUAUGGUAGAUAUUUAAGUACACAGUUGCUAUACUGUAUCUUCUCAUGCCCAAUAUUUCUAAACUUACGUCAGUGAUCACUUCUCGUAUUUCUCUGAACAUUAACUUAGAGGCUGUGACGAGGACGAAAUAAUCAUUUAAGUCCUUAUUUCAGUUAUACUUUACACUGGCAAAGGGUCACUUUUCUAUCAUGUAAUCUUAUUUUGAUAUUACUCACUGAUCGCGUUGGUAAAUUGUCCCAUGGUGUGUGGUGUGGGUCCCGAAAAAAAAUUAAAAAUAUUCAAUGAUGCAAAGUGAAACAUCCGCUAGAAGUUCUUAUAUUGAAUGAAUCGGAUCCCACUAAGGGUUCUCUCCGGGAGCUUUGUCUCUUCACUUUAAACCCAAACAGUCCUUAUCUAAUUCUCACACGUAAUAACAAACACGAUUGAAUAUUUUGUUUUUAGGCUAUGGGAGGAGCACUUCCAGUAUUCACCUGAAAGCAUAGACGAAAUGAGUGACUGAUUCUUGUGAUAAUGUUAAGCUUAGAGAAAAUUUGAGCCUCUGACUGAAAUAGCGAAUUUGAUCUUAUCCUACACAUCGCAAGAUAUUGCUUUCAUUCUCGACCAACUCAAGUGAUCUAGAAUAAUUAAUGACAGGAUGUGAAGUCCAAAAUUACAAUAUAAUGUUUUUUCAAGGUGAAGUAUCAAUCGUUUCAGGAAUGUGAUUCAAGCAUUAGCUGAAGGUACCAAGCGUCAUAUUCCAUACAGGAACUCAACACUGACAAGGCUGCUUCAGGAUGGCUUAGAUGGAAACUCCAAAACCAGUUUAAUUGUAAGUACAUCCUUCCCAGGCUCACCAGACUGGUUUGCUCAGUUUUUAACCAGCUAUAGCAGACAUAAGUCCAUAUAUCGUCGCGUUUGUUACACAUUUCAUCACAAGCUGACAGCAAAAUUUUGUUUGUCUGAUUGAAUGAGCCAGGUGAGAGCACUGUUAAUGUUUCCAUUUCUUGUCUUCCUUCUGAAAAUGACAGCAUUAUAUCAAAAGCCUUAAUCCGUUCCUUUUUUACUCUAUAGGUGUGUGUUUCACCUUCCUUUCGUGAUGUCAACGAGACACUGUGUAGUCUAAAGUUUGGCCUUCGAGCAAUGAAAGUUCGCAACGUUGCGCAAGUCAAUGUCGAGGUGAGUUGUAUGUACAGUCUGAAAUUUUGUAUAAACAAUCAAAAUACAGAUGAUAGUUCUCUUAAAAUGUUUUUUCCUUUCCUCAUUCCUCGAAUUCUAUGGAGUGGCGACUUAAGACUUACAGGCUACCUCUACGAAUCGGUAUCCCGAAAAAUUAAACAAAAAAAAAGGAAAAGCCACCCGGAGAAGGGGAAAUCCUUUCAAAAAAUCCUCCAAAAAUAAUCCGAACUGGUAUUAGUUGGAAUACCUGAUUACCCGGAUAUUGUUGUUCAAGUGUCGUUGGACACAUCACUGGCGUAUCCCAGACCCAAGUACGCUGUGAAAGCUGGCCAAUGCCAAAACAAAGUGGAUUUUUCAUUAUUUAUUCUGAAAGAAGCAAAUAUAUAUAGACGGUUAAUUCUUGGUGGCCUAUAAAUUGAAAUCCUCAAUUGAGAAAUGGAACCAAUACGCUAUGGGGAAACGCCCAAAACGAUUGAAGCUUAGGAAAGAUGAAGGAUUGAAAUGGGCAAGGGUACUGCAUAGAAAACGCGUUGAAUGUGAAAGAGUUUCCAACGCAAGUAGAGGUCUAGGUUUUUAGUUAUGAAUUAUACUUCUCUGCAAAGGAGCCGAGAAAAAAGGAGGAGAAACUAAAGUAGCGAAACGAAAGAAUUAUUGAGAAAACUUCAGGAACCAUAAAGAAUCCAUUACGCUUAUGACGCUAAACUUUGCUCUUAGCCGAGAACAAUAUUCAAUGUUUAUUCAGAAAACAAAGUUGGCUAUGAUCAUUAGCGUUCAGUUAUGCUCUCACUUAAGACCAGUUUGCGUUAGUCCCACAAAUACUUUUCUCCGUACUUUUUACAGAUCUAUCAGCACAGCUUUCACAUAUUAUACAAGUAGUUGAUAAUUUUUCACCACUGAGAGAAGUUUGUUUGUCAUAAAAAUCCGACAAAUUAAUCGCUUAUCAUUUUAGUUUAUCUUUUAUGUCUAAUUUGAAAGUGUCGUCAAACCAUCCGACUAUCAUAUAAUCAUGACAUUGACGUUUCAUACAAAUAAUUGAACGAGAAAAGGUUUGACCGUACGCUAAGUCGCCAUACAGAUAGAGAAGUAGCCUUUUUUCCGCCAUAAUCUGCAUAAGCACUUGUACUUGGAUUUCCAUGAUCUAGAUCGCAGACUCGCUAAGAUGAUUCAAGAAAACAAUAUAGUAAUAUCAACAGCUCUGACCGCAGUCAGGAGCCGGGCUCCUGUCGCAACCACGUACAACAUAAGCUCCUCUAUGGCACCCAAAAAAUCCGGUACUUAUUCUUUUUUCUUCCAUUCUUGUGGUGGCCUAAAGCCUCAUGCUUAAGCAGAUUUUAAAAGUGGCGAUGAGAAGUGUGGUGUGGAUUGUAAUUUUUGACUGCAGGGAAGGCAGUUGAUAAGCAGUUAUGUAAAAUACACGGUUUUGGUCGAUUGAUUUUUAUCCGUAGGAAAUCGUUUUGCUAACUUAGUAAACUUAAGAACUUCGCUAUGAUUCAAAAGAUCGACAUCGCAUAAAGUUAAGCUUCAGUUAAUACGUUAUGCGACAGAAACCCCACACGUAUUGAUCAAUGAUGGGCAAAGCUAGUACAAUCCUUUCCAAUUUUGUUUUCAGAGAUUUAACCUUUGAUUGCAAAGGAAUGCCAGAGGCUAUCUAUGUGGUUUUCUAUGUCGAUAAUUAUUUUUAUCAUUCGAAACACAUGUCUCUUUAUUUGUUUUGUUUUGGUUUUUUUAUUUUCUAUUUCAGUAUUUUUUUUUUCAAAUCUUGGUAAUAACUUAAUGAAAAUCAAUAUUUAUCAAUGAGUUUAGUAUUUUCCAUAUUCGCAUGUUACAUAGGAACGUCCAAAUGUUAGGAAUAACGACCCUGGCUAGCCCACAACUCCUAGUUGUCUACACUGAGCGUGGGAAACUAAAUAAUCAUAUUUAGGCUUUACGUUAUGCAAUCAUCUCCAUUAAUUUUAGAGGUCUCAACCAACACCGAAAAUUUUCCGCUUUCUAACUCAACUUUGAAUUUGAAUUGACUCAAGACGAACGUAGACCAUAGACUAAUAUAAUGAAGUUUUAUUACUCUUCUGCUUAACUUUUAUUUUCUCGUCUUCAAGCAUCUGCAACCUCAAACAUGAUGCAACGUCACCUCAUUUCAUUUCGUUUCACCGAUUUUAUUUUUUCUUUACUUCGUGUAUUUAUCGUUUUAUUUCAUUCUUACUAAAUUCAUUUUUUUUAUUUAAUCUUAUUUACUUUCUUCUUUCUUAAAUUCAUACCAUAAUCACUAUAAAAAUCAAUAAUGACACUGAUAAUAAUCAUGAUAUCAAUAAUAAUAAUAAUAAUAGUAAUAGUAAUAAUAAUAAUAACAAUUGAUUUUACAUAGAUCGGAAAAUUGCACCUCAGCAGACCUACUCUUUAAAAAUAAUUAACCACCACUAUUUUCUCUUGGAGCCACUGGAUAAAGUCUAAGUGUAAAAUGUGCCAAAACCUUCCCAAACUUAUCAUCAUCAUUCAGAUUACAUUUCAUUUAAAAUCAGACGAUUUAUUCAAGAAUCCAUACAAUGGUCUGUGACAGUGGAUACUUCACGAUUUUCAGUUGCGUAUUAAUUCUAUUGAUACCUAUGAUGCGUGUCUCUUCUUUUGUCAUUUUUCGUUCUUAGUCUGCUGUAUUAAACUCUAAUUUACCAAACUAACAUUUUAAAUUUGAGCCUCUUUGGUAGAAUUCGAAGUUGACUAAGUACUACAUAAAAUAUAUUUUCGAGUAGAAAUUCUAACAUCGUCAUAUCAGGAUUCUUCACGUUGAAAAGAUUUUAGAAAUUAAAUUGCAGUUAAUCAAGUCCAAGAAUUGAGUGUGGAGUUUAGUGUAAAAUAUUUUUGCCCAUCACUAACAGUUUAGUCAUAUUGCCUUCCACUCUGUCGCAUGUAACUCUGCCAUCUGAUUGAUAUCCGUCAAUGUCACGACCUUAAAUUGACUUAAUUGGGGUAUUUCGGUGUGAAUCGUGAGUCGGCUAUAUCAAAGCUAUUAAUAAAAACACUUGACAAUGUAUUGUUUAUGAAAUUAAAAGUGAACCAGGAGUGGAAAGAGAAAAGACUUGAAAAUGUAAUAACAAAACUCAGCUCACUUCGAAGGGGCACAACCUGUUGUUUAAGUAACAGACAUCUUGGUUUGCAAGACAAGAGAAAAUAUGUUUGACAUUUACCAAAUUAUGCGAUCUCUCCCGUUGUUAGCAGCUAUAUUGUUUGAUCGUCACCUGGAAAAAAUUUAUUCAUUUGCUGAUUGAGCGCGCGUUGCCCGUCUUUCACCCGGUGUGUUUUGGAAUUCUCGCGCUUUCAGCACGAUUGAAAGUCAGCUGGAAUGUGUUUUCAUCAACUCAAAUCGCUCAUUCUAUGACCCUAAGCGGAAGGAGGAAAAAUGACGGAGAUUUUGCCCAGGGUAGAAAGAUCCUUACCAGGUUCUUGCUGAGAUCUGCGUUGAGUAAGAUAUUCUUCUGUAUAUUUUAGCCAUACCCCUGAGCUAUUUCGUCUGUAGUCAUUAGUCAACAUUCUCUGUUUAUCAAACAAGGCAAAUGAAGAGUCGAAUUGCAAAUAUUCUUGACAGCUAGACAUGUAAAACAAGUGGCUUGUAUUAUUCGUAAGAACAUAUGGUAUUGUUUUGUGGCCUCAGUUCAAGCUUUCACUCCUUACCACAAAACCCCAUUCACAGUCGCUUUAUAUUAUAUUGGGUAACUGAUGCAAAAAUGAUUUUGGUUGCCGUUACAGAUUGAUUACGAAAAAAUGGCCAAGCAACUCAGCGAGACAUUAGAAAGCAGAGGUGAGUGAAAUACCCGCAAUGACACUAGACUCGGUCGCUCUGAUUGCCGAGUUUGAGAUUCUAAAAUCCUAAAUCCAACGCUCAAGGUAUUUGAACGAUUGAAUACUUCGAGAAUUCUUUCCUUUUGCCGUGAAAACACGAUUGAAAAAAGCUACAAGAGCUUUUACCGUGCUUCAUGUACUACUCAAGUUGAAGUUUAAUGCGGUUUUGGCGCGAGUUAGCGGCGAAGAAAGGAGGUGAGCUCAGGUCGCUCGCUGGCUCUCGUGUCAUUUAAAUCACAGACAUCUCUUAUUACAACACACUGAGCAGCAAGACAGAAACAAAACAGAAAGAAGAACAUAAUGAAAAUGGAUCUCAAUGUUGUUUUAUGCAAACAACUAUUUAUAAGCCACACCGUGGGCUUUUGUGUACGAUGCUGUUUAGAAUAAACACAAUAGAUUACCGAAUGCGCUCAACUUACGCCGAUUUGAUUUUAGUAAUUGCGUGAAUUCAUGGCGAACAGCAUGCAAGUUCUUUCAAAAUGAGGGCCGCGAUACUUCACUCUUCACCCACGUUUCUAGUCAUCCCAAUUUCAUAAAAGGUAAACCCAGUUUGUCAAGUGUAAAAAUAGCACUCUUUUGUGGUUGUCCGGGGCAAACAAUGUUCGGUACAAAUUUAAAUACUGUUUUUGAAUGCUCUAUUGCCUUUGAAACAUUGGAAGUCGGUUUUGUUCCCUUUCAUUGUUGCCAAUUAAGGCCUUGCUUUGUUAUGCAAAAUGUAUGCUCUAGAAAGUGUUUUCCAAUAUCAUAUGGACUGAUUUUGACUAUAAUUAGCAGCGCACCAUUUCUUGGUUAAUUAGUGUUCAAUUCUUGGUUCCUUUUUACGUAAUACCUAAUUAAAGAGCGGUCCGUGUCAGGGCUUAAGUUACAGACAAGUACAACGUUUUUCAACGACAAUUUGUUUCAAAUUUAUCAUUUGUCUUACUCACUGACUUCUUGUUUAUCGUUGUUUUUUUGAAAACUUUUAUAUGAUGGAAAGUGAACAUGUUCUGAGUACCGCAGAUCAAUGUUAUGACCGGCGCCGAUAACUUUCUGAAAUAUGUGUCGCGUUAAUUGCAACGGAGAGAACUCACUCAAAUUUCAUUUGAUUAAUUAUUUUUUAAUCAUUAUAAUUGUUCCUCAAAAGAUGGAAACAGCUAAUUGGUAAAUGAAGCGUAGAUAGUGGAGAUUAAAACGGCUGGCGAAUGAUAACGAACCUGAACUGAAAUGUGAGCUCAAAUUUUUUAAGACGCUGGUGUCGUUCAUUUACCGAUCAGUUUACAAACAUCCAGCUAGUAUUUAGGUUUGAAGCAAGUACGAUGUAAUACAUCUUUUUCCUUUUUUGCCAGCCCUCUCGCAAACUGGAAAUUUAAUUUUGUUAACGUAAAUUGGUAGAAAUUUUACCGGCCGUAGAAUAAAAAGUCUCGGCUACUUUAUAUUUUUUUGCUUGGCUAUUUUGAAUUAUAAAAUUAUUUUUUCAACUUUUCAUUUUUUCCAAAGUCAAAUGUCAAAUCAAUUAAAUGACCGAGACGAAAAUUUUCAAUUAAGGAUGGGGAACUGGAUAAUAAAAUUGGUUUUGCUGUUAUUAUGAGUACAGUAGUGUACGAGAAAAUUGAUCAACAAACGACUUUCACUUUGAUUGCUAUUGACAUAUUGAGUGCAGUUAUUUUCGUCGCUUGACAAUGACCUGAGGUCAACCUGUGAUGCAAAAAAGGUUCGUUUGUUAUAGCGUGACAAGGAAGUAGUACAUGACAGUGAAGAUAAUUCGUGACUUGUUUCGAAUGCUCAUCGACUCAAUCGCGUUUUACGCAAUAAGUGGCAAAAUAUGAGGGAUUAACGCUGCCAAUUGGGUGCUUUUGAUCUUCCAGUUUCAUACGCUACUCGCCUGUAUUGUAAAAUCAUAUGAAAGAGACAUAUUUAAUCUCAGCACCACAUUACAUCUGCGCACAGAAACUUGUACUGUCUCUUAAUUCAACUUAAAACCACUUUCAUCCUCAAUGCAUUUUGUUUUUUUCAAGUGAUCUAUGUUACUUGAAACAUAUAAAACAGUAUUGCUCAUUCUCACAUGAUAGAUGGCUUGAAAGUUUCCAGACCAAAUGUCAGGAGCUUUUCAUAAUGGGCUUCUGCAAAUGUUCUGCAUGCCUCGAUUUAACUAGAUUUUAUCUAUUGUUAAUGUCAUGUACAAUAACGGAUAUCUUAAAUUCUUUUUGUGAUGUUGGGUCGAACAUUAUUGGCCACUGACUUGCAUUUAUCUCUAGAAAGUUCAGCAUUCUCAAAAGUCACCAUUCACAGAUCUUACUCGAAAUGCUUCGAGAUUCAUAGACGAAUUUUAUAAAUCAGAGUGUAACAAAUGCUGCACGCCUUUAUGGAAAUGUCUGAAAUUCUUAGUCGGCUUAGGGUGCAGGCGUAGAUUAAAGGAUCAUAACACAAAAGCAUUCAUUCCACGAGGAGAGUUAUUCAGUGACAUGACGACUGAUGUACUGACGUUAAAACUCCCUAAUUUAUCUUGUUUUUUGGGGGGUCGGAUAAGACGAGUUGGUAGUCCUUCCCAAUUCUCUACAAUAGUCCUUGUUCAUUUCAUACAGAAAGCAUUGAUUGGCUAAGUUUUUACCCUAUGAUAUUCAUACCCUUCUGAUAGAGGAAAUUGUCAUGGAUUGGAUAGAAGAAAUAAAGAAGAAAUAUGUAACAAUUAAGUUAACUCUUUUCAGUCACGUCCUGUCUAAGCCAGUGUAAUCAAUUACAUGUAUUAGACGUCUUGUUAAAUAUCAGAAAAACUUAUAUGGAGUACAAGUUCCCCAGAACUAGCUAUGGAUACACGAAAUGAACGAAAAUCUCCUCCUGUGAAAUAUUAUUACUACCUUUAUCCAUGGUUCUGCAAUUUUUUUUCCAAUUUCUGUACCCGAAAGGAAUACUUUUUUCAAGGAGCCGAAUAAAACAAAAAUCUAAAUUUAGGACCAAGCUCUCGUUCCCCAAAUUUCUCACAUUGAAAAAUCUCUUCGACGCACUUUGAAGUUUUUAAUUCCUUCUUAAGUUUAUCCGGAAACGAUUUUGCUUUGUUUUAGUGUUACAAGACAAUGUAAGGUACAGAUAACGAUUAAAAAAGAGCGGAUGGGCGUUGAAAAAUUUGAUGAAAAGGGUUGCCUCCUUCGGUUGAGAGAUACAUUCCUCUCUGCCACGACUUAAUCACACCACAAAGGAUAAUAGCAAGGAUUUCUUUAAUAAAGAGGAAAUGCUUGUUUGAUGGUAGUGAAGAUGUUAAAUUUUUUUCUGAAAUCUAAAUCGUAAAAGAGUAGAGAUGUAUAGAAUGCGCUUUGUGGAGGAAUUCCGUAACUGAUUUUUGUGAUAACUCUCUAAGGAACGUCAAUGAAAACUUUUGUCUGUUUGUCACCUUAAAAGAAAUAAGUAUGUGGUGGUCGACAAUAUAGUCUAACUUUCUCUAGCCCGUUACCACAGGAGUUCGUGAGCCAGUUGUGGGAAAGAAAGUCUUGAGAGUUAAGCAUAACAUUGCGUGCUGUGUUUUGAAUGAACAAGCAGUUGUCAUGAUGGCGUGGCUGCUUGCAAAUCACAGCUUCCUAAAUCCACUUGAAAUUCAUGACAACAAAGGAAACACAAAGCACUCGCCAUUACUGAACUCAAACAGACCUCACCUCGUGCUGUGUUUUACGUGCGAAGCUCGCUCGCGAAGUUUCAAGUCCGAAAGCUGUCGUGGUGCACAGAGGACACAAUUUGGAAAUGUGGUGCCUUUGAACGUGCUCGGUAAGCUAGUAAAUCCACUUAUCCCUUUAUAAUCUUAUGACUCACCAAAACGCUGAUCCAAUUGGGAAAUGCUGUCCUAGGCCGUCUGGCUUAAUUCUUUAUUGGAAUUAAGAUUCUUGGCCAUUUGGGUUCGUGAUUUAACAAUUACAUCCUAUGCUUAUUUGUUCGCUUCGAGGACAAGUUAAUACUGGAUCAGAUCAAAGCAGGAAUUCCUGCUUGGAUUUCUUGAUCUUUUGUUAAUAAGCUCGAGUCGGAUUUAUUAACCUGCGAAUUGCUCGACAGCAGACUAUUACCGGCUUCUGAUAAGCCCAGGUGAUGUACGCGUCGUCUCGAGUUUAAGUGAUUUAUUUGCAUUUGCAAAGGAUAGUACUACUCCUACUUUAUAGUAUUGGAACUCAGAGAGAAGCACUGGCAUGGAUCUUUCCCCUCGUAAAACGUUUCUUUCCGCACCGUUUCGCCUGCUUAGAACCGAAAAUGUUGGUAGGAAAAGCUCUAAAGCGAGUAUGAGCGAGGCCUUGAAGAGGGCGACGCUUACGCACGCGGCAAAAGGUAUGACAUGCUACGAAUUAAUGACCUGUAACUUAAAAAGCGUCUAAGUGAAUAUUUUUCUCUCUUCUCUGCAAAUCGAUGGUCGCAUUCUGUAAUUUAUGGCCUACAAAGACGCCAUGAGUCGCCCAAAGCUAAAUACCCAGUAGAUUUUUGCUUUUGAAUAGGAGAGGGUCACGUUCAUGAUGUGUAAAUCACUAAUGAACGCGUUACACCCUAUAUGUUUUUGAAAUGUGCUACAGUGUUAGAAAAAAAAAGUUGUACUUUUUGCCUUUUUAGAUCGUGUGCUCCACGAUUUCAUCCAACACGGCCACUAUACUUCUUGUAGUAAAAUCCUUUCACAACACUAAUUGUGUUAUUUGACCCCGAGUACUUAGCGGUUUAUUCGUAAAUUGAAACAGCACGGAGCCAAUUGUUGACAAAUCACGCUAUAAUUAUAAGAUCACGCUGCGACUGAAGAAUACCAGUAGCGGGCUUAAAAAAGAGUCGGUGGUUACGGAUAUGACAUGUAUUGACCAAAACAUACCGAACAGCGGUUCAUAUCCGAAUGCCAGAGCAAAUUAAAAUCAUAAGCUUUAAGACCGAAAGUUUCACAUGGAGAAAGGAAGGAGAACUGUUUUCGUUCGACAUACUAUAAAUUAUUGUAAUAAGCUGAGUUCUACACGCAUUUUCAUGGGUUAGCUCUUAUGAUCUGUUGGAGGACAGACGCAUGGACGGCAUCAGCAUCCUACACCAAAUUUUGCUUCUUUAUUCAAGAAAACAAAUAGACUGCACUAAAUCAAAACAGGUUCACUAUGGGCGUUCUCUAAAGAAAUUGCAAAUACUUGCGAGAUUUGUUUGUCGCAUACUCAGACAUUAGUCUUGGUUUCUCAUUAUUCACGGUCCGUGUUUCUAAGGGUGUCUCUCCAGCUGGUUAUGCAUCUUUACCUUUUGUUAAGCUUACCUGUUUUAAAGAAGGCCUAUAACAUUCUCAAAUCAAGGGCCUCCUUUUUCAGCGAUAAACUCAUUUGCCAGUUUGUUUGUUUUGUUGAAUUUUUUUCAUUUAUAUUGUUAUCAUAACCACCAAGUUGAGGGUGGAAAACAGGAAAGUGUAGUAACCACGGAAACGGUAUGAUUUAGUGAUGCCAUUCAAAGAAGCAUUACCGAGCAUUCCCAUCUCAGCAAGUAGUAUGUAGACGCGUGGGUGGGAAGAAGAAUGGAUUUUUCCCUAUCUACCUUAAUCUAAUAAAGUUAGCCUUAUCAUUUUGAUCUGAGAGUCGUGUUAACUCGCAAAUACUUUACGCCUCAUUAGAACCUAAACCGGAGCAUGUAUUAGUCUGCUGUGGUACUGAGAACUUUUUCAUUCGUUCAUUCAUCCUCUUUCGCCUCCAUAAGUCGAACUCGUCGUCUAUUCCUUUAUUUAGUUAUUUAUCAAGGUAGAGGCAGAUGCGCUGCAGAGUUCGGUUCUCGACGAAAACUGUCAUAAGGACCUGUAUUUCUUUUCCCUGUUUAGGCCACUAAGCCACCCUUUCCGCCACAAAUGAAUUAAACUUUAAUUUCAAGUUUCAAGAGUUCUUAGAAGGCUUGUGUUGGCGAUUAAUGCUUAAGAAACUUUGCUGUCAUUAGGAAUUGUCUGGAUCAGAAACACAUUAAAAACUAACGGCCCAGAAUGGAUUUUAUUUCCUUUUUCACUUGUUUGUUUGUUUAUUUAAAUUGGCACGUGCAAAAUUUACCUAUUACUGUGCAAGUGUGUUUUUCACGGUAUUGAUAUUUUUGGUUGAUGCUUUCCUUUUCGAUUAAUCCGUGCACAUAAAAAAGAACCACUUUAUAUAAAAUACGUAAAACACCACAUAUUAUUUUUACAGAGCGGGAGUGGCGACACCUGAAGGCCGAAUAUGAAAGUUACAUCAUGGCGCUAGAGGCCGAGAGGGAUACGCGACAAAGACGAGGCGCUAAGCAACAAGUAAACAAAUUGUCUUAAUAUUUAAUGAAAGUAAUGAAAGCAAGGGUCUUUAACGUGAUUUGGAAUAAAAAAGAUACCGAGUUACAGGUAAUGCAAGAUAAACAUAGCAGUAGAGAGAAAGGAAUCACAAUGGAGUUCUAAUUGAUUUAUCAAAGAUGAGACCACAAUUUUAAAAUUUUCCUGGCUCCCAAAAUGUGGGUUCGAAGCUCAGUUAAUAGUAUAUAGCGACCAAACUAGCUGGGAGGCCUGGGUUCCAUAAAUUGCACCCCAUCAGCGAGUAUAAUUCCUUGUCCGAUUCAAGAUGAGAUGUCUGAGUGAACCAGGACCAGGAAUCCAAGGUUUAGCGAUAUUGGUUUGAAGGCUGCGGUUAUCAAAGUUUGUUAACUAUAGUCUUUAAUUCUUUUGGAUCUCUCUGGACUGAUUUCAGGUGACCUCGGAAUGCCAUGAUCUUACCGAAAAGGCCCUUUUGCCAACAAUCGUAGAGGAGGAAGCUCUAAAAAACCAGACGAAAGCAGUAUUGCUUGCAGAAUUGGUUUCUCUGGAGUUAUUCUAUGGUUUGGAAGAUUUGGUUCGAGAUGGUUCAACAGGGAAGGCUCAGGGCGUCGCAAGCAGCAAACUGCACAGUCUUACAGACAAAGAUUUGCUGCUACAUAGUGCUGAAACACUAUUAGAGGUAUAGUCUAACUACGUUGUUGUAAGUAGCAUGCAAUCCUGUCGCACAAACCAGCUUAAAGUUAUAAGUAUGAUAUUUGUUGCUGAGACGAUCAUAGGGUCAACUCUAGGAGUCACCUGUUUCCAGUAGUCACGUAUCUUUAAAGCGUCCGCUGACCUGAUCAGUAUUCAUUCAUAGGAGACUGAGCCGUUCUACAUUCACAAUGUGCAGUGAAGAGGCAAGCUAAAAGCAUUUUCCAAAAUUUGAAGCUUAAGUAGGGUUCCACAGUUGUUUUCUCUAUCUGAGAAAGUUUCUGGUGUGAGUGAAAUAUCCCAUGCCCAUAGGGUGAAAUCUGAAGAAGCUGUCUUGUCUAGUCACAACAACAGCUUACGUUGCUGAUUUCUGAUAUUUUUUACCAGCUUACCGAAUACUUCUUCUCAAAGAGCGCCCUUGCUAUCGACGAAAAUGGCAAGAACUCAAAAGGUGCUACAUCUGAAACUCAGAAAACGGUUUUGCCAAGCUUAUCUUUGGAGUUAGGUAGGUCACUCUACGCUUUUUGACAAAUACCCUUGUAUCAGGUUAACAUAAACUGCUCGUGGUCUUCUGCCUUGUUUAUGAUAUGUAUUACAUAAUAUACUGGUAUUCCAUAAUGCCUUCAAAAGUGGCACCAACGGACCAAGUUAUUAUGUUUAUGAAACAAGCGUAACUUGUUUUACUGAAACAAUUCUCAGACUCUUAGAAUCUUUAACGAAGAUUCUUUUUGUACUUUAUGUCUGCGUUGUCGAUGACAUCAUCGGUGGGAGAUUUGUUUACUUAACCAGGCAUUCAGAAUACAUUACUAAGCUAGGCUAUCACAAAAACUUCUGUGAAUUAUGGUUGGCGCAGGAAAAGGAGAUCAGAAAAGCUUAAAUUACUUCGCGAAAAUAACACCAGAGGGCGAUAAAAUGUGUGUAUGCGUAAAUCAAUAAUUAAGGGUAUCCGGCUUGGGCAGAAGUGCUAUUUACAUUUCAGCUUAGCGCUGUUGAGUUUGAUCUCAUGUUAGCAGAGGCUUUGACGUUCAUAGAACAAAUUAAGUGUAAAGCUAACAAGCUUAAUCUGUAUGUUAUUGCAUAAACAAGAGUUUCUGAUUAAUCUUGCCAAAAGCAAUUUAAAAUCCAUUUAAGAUCGUGAUACAUUAUUGGAGGAUUUCAAUGCUCAGAUUAGAUGAGCAAGACCAAAUUAAAACUGUUACCGCCCUUUGUAUAUUCUCUGGAAUAUUCCCUCGGUUUCCUGUAAGCAAACUGAACUACCGCUAUUCCUUAUUUAGAAAUAAAUGUUUUGGCGGCAACUGACCUCAAAGUAAUAUCCACAUGAUUUCGUCAUCGGUUCAGUAAAUCGCUAAGAGCAGUUUAGGGUCAAAAGGCGAAGUUUUGUUUUGUUUGUAAGCGUUUGACUUAAACUUGUACCGGCGACUAAGAGCCGAUGCCCCUAAAGCAGAAUUAGAUAUUUGAAGUAUACUUAUACUUUAAGUAUGCUUCUAUAGAAAAAUAAUAGCAUUUUGACUCUUAACGCGAGUUUUAUCAAUGACAUUUCUCUGAACUUACAUCGAUCUAUUUUCAUAUGCUGUGUGUCUGCAGAGCAAGGUUUUUGCUAUCGGGUCUAAAUGACGAUUGUCGGCAUACACGUCAACCCUUUGUGUAAGCCUCACAAAAUGUUUAGAAAAUUGGGCGACAGAUAUCGGCCACGAACACGGACCCCUGGCGUGAAAGCAAAUAAACUCUUCAACCACUAAGGACUUUAUUUCGUAUUUUUCUUUGUAUAAGUUUCAUGCACGAACGAUAACUGAAAUGCGUGGGGCGAACAAAGCAAGCCGCAACAUGAAGAAUUUGUAAACUACCCUCAUCUUGUUCAAACAAAGAUGAGUGAUUUAUUCUGCCUUGCGUUUAUAAAUUUUGCGGUUGUCUUUCGUGACUUAUUUGCACAGCUAAUCUCGAAUACAAAAGCCUUAACCCCGAGGAUAAAAUGAAAUAGGCGUCGCAAUAGUCGAACCAGUAUAUUUACUGUGAAGUCUUCCACCAACAGUUCAACAACAGCAAUUGUCAGCAUGCAUUCCUUCUAAGCUGUGUAAGCUAAGCAGUGCUUGGUAUAAAGUAAAAAUACUUCGCGAAGGUAAAGGAUAUUUCAUUAAAUUAUGUAACAUCUGGUAGAUGAUGCAGGAAUAAUUGUCUCAUCACAUGUUCUUGUUUCAGACUACGGAUCGCGACACAGCACACCGAACGACGAUUCCUCGUAUGAGCGAAAAUUGCUUGGUGUUAGAGAGUCGCUGAGUAAGUUGAAACGGAAAACUGACUCUGCUGCCCUAGGAUUCCUUUCGCAUCUAUUGGAUACCAAACUGGACGAAAAAGAGAAAGGUAAGCUAAGCAGUUUGCCUCAUUGCGAUCUCCUGCUAUUGUGCAGAGUUUCUUUCCGUGCUCGUGUGCUUGACAUUCGAUGGAAAGGUUGAGUUCUUGCCCCAGAAAACGCUGUGCGGUAUUUUUUGUGUAACAAAACGAUGAAAUACACCUUCCCGGGUAAAGCUGAGGCAUGCAACUCGCUAUAAGGUUCUAUCUGGUAUAGCUCAAGAAGGAUUAAUCGCUGCACGCGUGGUCUCAAUUAACACAAUUUUGAACUCAUAAACAGGUUUAUUUGCAUUUAUCUUGUAACUCGGAAAUACAACUGGGCUUUGAAACAUUUAGAAAAAUACAUGGCAUAUGUAUGCAACUUUUACUUUUAACAUCUUUAUCAAAAGUUCUGGAAAAAAAAAAUUACUCAAAAAUCAAACAAAAAAAACAAAUGGUAUAGUUUCUACGUUUCCGUUUAGAGUUUAAUGUUAAAAUAAUCUGAAACAGCUUACUGAUUAAAGCCACAAUUCAGAUUUCAUCUGGGGUUAGUUAGUGCCGCGACAACUGUCAAGUAUUGUCCAAAGGUUUAGCUCUUCGUGAGUCUAUGCAAAUAAUGCCUCGGUCAGAGAAAACCAUUGACUUCCGUCGGUUGCCAGUUCAGCAAGCUACGUCCAGCCUCUGUCCCUAAUUUCUCACUAUACGCUCUCUUCCAAAUUUUUUUGGGGACGGCCCUUCUUUCGUCGGCCGUUGGGAGUCUAUCAGAGGGAGACUCUGUGCAGGGCUAAUCGGGCAUUCGGAUCACAUGACCGAUCCAAAGAUUUAGCGUGGUUGAAUUGCAUAAAAAAUUUGAACAGCGCUCUAACGUCCACAAAUCUUCAUUAACUCAUCUAUUCGCUCAUUUAUUAAUAUUUUUUCGUUUUUGACUUGUGAAUUUUUAUUUUUUAUUGAUUAAUUUUAUUGAUGUUUACAUUUUCUUCCAUUUUACUUAUAAUGUACCUAUUACCUAUGAUUUUUCUCUUUGUUAAAAAACUAGUCUGCAUUUUCAAGUGUUUCUUCGGUACCUACUUCUAUUUUAUUUUCUCACGUUUUUAUUUACUUCUACUUAUUUCCUUAGAAUUCUAAGUUCAAAAUGCAGUUUUCCAAAGUUUAGAUAUGAACGGAUCACAACCAUUACUUCAAAAUUAAAAUUCAAUUUUUUUUUAUUAUUUUUUGGCAUUGGGAUCGAAGCAAGGUAUUUCAUGAUCCAAAGUGAUACGAAAAUAUUUUCCGCGACUGACUUGAAUGACCGGAAAUGCCUUGUAUAACAUUGAAAAUGCAUUUUAUUCUUUGCUGACUCGAAUUUUUUUAAAAUUUUUUUUUCUUUAAUUGGGUCUUUCAUUAAGUCAUAAGAUAACCGCAUUCUUAGUUUCUCAUAAAGAUAACCCCAUGUGAAAAACUCUUUGUUCCCUUUCAAUCCUGAGAGCAUUGGAGAAGGGCAUCCUCACUUUCAAAAAAUUUCUAUCUAUAUAUAUUAUUAUAUUGUAUAGAGUAGUUAGCGUACGAUACGUUUUCACAUUUAAUUAAGCUCUAAAACUUUGGUUUUGUUAUUUUUCAAAUUACAGUACACUGUGGGUAUCAACUGAACCUUAUCGUGUUGCAUUAUUUUUAUCACAGACGUUUAAUUAGCCAGCAUGUAGACAACCUUGAUGAAUACCAUCAACCAAUUUCAAAUCUUAAUGAGUGAAUGGAAAAAACUGAUAACACUUUUAUUAUGUUUUCUGACAAAUAAACUGCGCAAUUUUGUACAUGAGUAGAAUGCAAUUAUACCAAGUCGGCAAAUACAAUUCUAGAGAGUAUGGAUUUUAUGUCAUCAUGUGCGGUCGUUUCUAAUUCUUUUGGUUGAGAACCAAAAACCCUCCACGAAAAGGUAGAAUGAUGUUACAUAAGAAUUUUAAUAUCGGUUAAAAGGUUAAAUUUUGAACGUGAGUUAUUUCUUGUUAUCUCUUCAUGUAAAUAUCAUUUCAACUUACUCUAAGACUUAUCAUUCAAGUCGCUGACAGACUUGUUUUUGUGAAUUUGUUGCCUCAAAGCCACUUCUAGACUAAAAGAACACCUCAUAAAUUGUUGUGAACUUUGAAAGUCAGUAAGUGACUUAAGGACAUUUUUCUUUACUUUUUUUCUCAGGUUUACAGGAAUACAAAAGGCGACUGUUUGAACUUCUGAAACACCUUCUAAAAUCUCAAGAUUCUGCCACAGGUAUGAUUUGAGUACUCUCUAUAAAUAUAUAAACAUUUGUAUAAGUGUACGCACUUACAUCUUACAAUUUGGCGUCGACGAAAGUCUACGAAGAUUUUCGUUUUAGAUUAGGUUAUACUAUUUAACUAGUGUACCUUGAGAUUUUAAGCAACAUGUAAUCACUGAAAUUGGGCGACAAAAGGAACGAGACAUUGUUUUAUUUCUCGGAACAUCGCCUAUAUGACUCAGAAAGAGGAUAAUUUAGUCGUCGGUGUAUCAAAAAUACCCGCUGUUUUCUUGGUUUUAAUUUCUUAAAUGUGUUUAUUGAGAUGAGCUUAGUUGCGUGAAAAUCACGUAUUUCCAAGAGAGAAGGUUGCACUGGGAUCAUACUCUUUUUGGAAUGGCAUUCGGCUAUCUUUAUACAUACCUCUGCACGAGUCCUUCCACUCUCCCCCCCAUUCCCUCUCGAAUUCAGUGUUGGCUGUUACUAAAAGAACUGGGGCGAGUGCCAAUAUUUCCGCUUUGAGAGUAUGGCGGGGCAUUUCAAAGAAAUUUUAUGAGGGUUGUCAGAUUGCCUAUUAAAGUCAGUAUGGAAAAGAGUGCCUAAAUUAAAAAUUCUGGGCAUGGACUCGGGUUUUAAAAUUUACUUCAUCACAAUGAAUUUUUACAUAUUUUUUUUUCUUCUGAAGACGGCGAUGGAACUCCCGUCGAUCCAUUGAAGCUCGAACAAUCCUUGUGUCAUGUGCUUAUGGACAAAGCCAUUCUGAACUGUCUCUUGCUGUUGGACAAAGCUGAUAUGGAGUCCCGCAUCAGAAUUUUAUCACAGCAACAAACGCAGUUUGAUUUUUCAGGUAUUGCCAUGUCUAAGAAAAAUAUCACCCUUUUCAUUAGCUGGAGCUUGAGAUAGGUUCGUUUAGAGAAGUAUGAUCCGAAAACCAUAUGAUUUUUGUCUCUGCCUUUAAAAAGGAUAUUUGAAUUUCUAAAACUGACGAGGUUUCAUACAAAGUGCUAAAAAGGUCGACCAUGGAAGUUGCUAUUUUGAGCCUCGUUUGGGAGCCUAGCCACUCCCCAUCGACUUGACAGUCUCACUAUUUCUCUUCUUUUUCGAUCGCUUGGUGAACUAUUUAUAAAAAUAUGAGCUACAAGAAGAAAUUUUUUCAGUCAAACAAGGAAUUUUUUAUCAUUGGUGACAACCAGAGCUGAAUCUGCGCGUAAAUCGCGCUUUGUGAUACGCGACAUUCGGUGAGAGUAGAGCCAGCAUGGAGGCAUCCAUGACAAUAUUUUUGGCAUAAUUGAGGAAAAUUUUCAUUUAUAAAGUUGCCUCUUUGGAAUCUAAAAACACGGCAAAUAGCAAAGUUCAAAAUGUAUACUUUAAGGGCAGAGACAAAAUCAAUGAUUUCUUAGGCACACUUCUCCUUUGACUUAGCUGUAUUUCAUCCUUAAGGAAUCAGCGGUAUGACAGCCGAAUGUUCAAGUCAGUCUAGCGAUGACUUUGUUCCCUCUCCACCCCUGUCAGGAACACAACGCGGAGAAGGACGACUGACAUCUGUCGACGAAGGAGUGGUACUUGAAAGUUUGAGUGACAGCGCUAACAGCCGCGAGAAAUUAUCGGUGCAUUUGGAAAACACAAUGGAGGAACUCGAAGCCGAAAAUGGGCGUUUGUACGAAAAAAACGAAGAACUACGAAAAAGGUAUGAACAGGCUGAAGGCGAAAAGAGUAAAUUGACUUUGAAGAUUUUGGAAUACGAGGAAAAGCUUCAAAGAAGUGAAAAGAAACUAAAACAUUUCACGCCAUCGGAAGCCAAUGCUGAAAAGGACUUAAGGAGUAAGAUUGAAGAGAAAGAUUUUGAAACAAACGAAUUAUUGAUUCGCGUUGAUGAGCUAGAGGAUCAACUUCAGUUUAGAGAACAAAGGAUAGAAUUUCUACGAGGGAAGGAGUCGAAGCUUCGGGGACAGCUUUCUGAGGAGAGAAAACGCUCUGACAAUGCAGAGGAACGAAGUGCAAAACUGCAACUCAAAAUACGACAACUUGAGGAUAAAUGUGAACAGUGCGAGCUCAAACUAGCUUCGUUCACGGGAUCAGAUCUACUUGAGAUUAACAGAAUAACAAAGCAAUUAGAAAACUCGAUUGCAGAGAACAAAACGCUCAGUCUGAGAGUUUUCCAACUGGAAGACAGAUUAAAUGAAUCCGGUGGCGUCUUAAGUCUACGGAGUCGUGACGAGAAUGAGAAUGAUGAUGAUCAGAGGAAAAUUCUCGAGAAGAAAAUAAUUGAAUUGGAGGUUAAAGUGAAGGAACAGCAGGUUAAAAUUCUGAGUGUGAAGGAAUAUGAGCGAAGGCUUCGUGCCGAACUAUGUAAGGAAAUGACAAAGAAGCUUACAAAGGCUCAAACGCGUAGUCGUGAACUUGGCGAAAAAAUCUUUGAACUAGAGACAAAGCUUAGACAAGCAGAACAGCAGUACUCGACUGUUAAAGACAUGGAUAUGAAUGUUCGAAGUGCCAUGCGCGGUGACAUUAAAAUUUUAACGGAAAAGUUGGUAGAUGCUGAAGCUCGCAAUAAGGACGCGGAGGAACGCCUCCGCCUCUCACAGCGUGAAGUGCUUAUAACGAAGCAAAGCGAGCUGGAUUUGCGUGAAAAAACUCAAAUGUUGGAAGUAGAAAACAGCAAAUUUCAAGAAAAAUUUCUUUCUCGGAAAGACGAAAAAACGGCUCGGAGUUCAACCGGAAGAACUGCAGACAGACUAGAAAAGUUACGAAAAGAGAAUUCAAAUCUUUCAUUAGAACUAAAAUCGUUCAGAGAAAACACAUUAAAAUUGGAAAGGGACCUACUUGAAAGGGACCAGGAAAUUUUGAAUUUGCGAAAUGAAUCUGUGGAUCUUUCAAGCGAGGUAUGCAAGUUAAGAACUGAACUUGACGACAGUGAGAGAGAUAAAGCUCAACAGGAAAGAAGUCUCUGCAGAUACGCGGAAUCAGUGGAAAAGUUACUUACAAAAGUGUCUGUACUUCAACAGGAAGUGGAGAGACUUCGGGCCAGCGAAACGGCAUCAACAAACGAAAACGAGCACCCUGCGGAAGUAGACUCUAAAAGCGAUACCACAGCGUCAACCCUAGUAAUUGGUGAAGAGCAUCCCGAGACUUUUUUCCAACCCCUAAAAGCUAAAGUAGAACGCAAUGAGAUUUCUGAAACAACACAGGUGGGCGUAGAAAAUCUUCAAAGAGAGAAAACCGAGCGGCAAACCAUAAUCGAUGACCUUCAACAUGAAAACUCGAAGAUGGCCAAAGAGAAUGAAAGGCUCAUCCAAGAAAUAAAAACUCUUGAGGCCAACUUGUCAAUUGUCGAGAAAACGUUUCGAAUUUGUCGUUCAGAUAACGAAUGCCUGCUGCAUGAAAUGAAUCUGAAAUCAGCUGAAGCGACUACCUUAAGGACUUAUGCCGCAUUUUGCAGCGAAAAAGCCAAGGAAAUGCGAUCGGAGAUAGCCACUCAUAAACAAAACGAAACCGCCUUAGAGAAGAGAUUAACAGACUUGGAGAGAGAAUCAACUUUCAUGCGCGAUGAGGUAGGCCAUGGAAUAUUAGAUUUUACAGAGCUCAAGGAAAAGAAAGAUUCCCUGGAGAAAAGGAUCCUCGAGGCAAGUCGCACAGUGGAACACCUUAAACAGGAAGUUCUUGGCCUCAUAAAUGGUAUGUUGACCUUGCAGAGAGAUUUAAACAUUCCUAUUGAUAAGAUUGUCGGUUACCUUGGAUUGGAUGAGGAAACUGUUCAGCGCUAUAGACUGAGGCCAACAUCUACUGAUUCGAAUGACACUCAAACGGAAGAAUCGAGUAGCGAAAUUGGAAGUGAUGUCAGCGAACAAUUUACAUUGAAGUCUCUUUUUACUUUUCGCCUUCUUCCGGAUAAGGAGGGCUUUCUAAAUCCCUCGGAUGUAAGCAUAAUGAGGGAGAACAAGACUGAAAUCUUACGCGUACACGAGGAUUUGAAAGCCAAAGUUCACGCGGUAAGGGACUCGCUAGGCAGAAAGUACGAGGGAACGAACUCUACCACUGAUGGAAAACUUGAUAUCGAGCGCAGUAAUGAAGUAAAAAGUCGACUACUUAGUGAUCCUAUAUCAGAAAAUCCCAACAAUAAUACUACGCUUCCGCGACUUAGCCGGGCAGAACGUGUUAAGUUGUCCAGUUUACUCUCUCGAUUGAAGGAGGAACUAGUGCGCGAAAGAAAUUCAAAUAAUGAAGGUCGAGUUGGUGUUGAUGAUGACGACAUUUGUCUUCUGUAUGACAAUUUGGAGAGCAAGCUCUCUCGGCUAUCAUGUGAGCUUGCUUCAAGGGAAGAUGAGAUAACUCAACUUUUGACUGAAAAGUCAGACCUUCAAAAUGAGCUGGAAGAUUGCGAAAAGGGCCUCUCUGUCUGUCACCAUUGUGCUUUGAAAGUGCCAACUGAACUAGACGACAAAAGAAAGCAGCUGAAAGGCAAACUCUUAUCCCAGAUGCAGGAUACUUCUCGCCUAGAGGGAGAGAUAUUCGAGUUCAUAGAAUACAGACAGAAACUAGAAAAAGAACUGGACAACAUCAAAGGGAAGAUAACUGAUGUGGAAGACGAGCUGGACAUAAGAAAGAUAUUAAUUGAGAGAUGUAUCAGCUUCAGACCAUCAGUGGACGAAAUGUAAGUAUUUUCGAUAUUUCUGUGUCUUCCCUCCAUACUUGAGAAGCGCGCGAUGCAGCAGCUUUUCUCUGAUACAGAAAAAACUGAGUUUGUCUUGCGAUUGAACGUCCGUAACUGUUACCGAACGGCACAAUAUCCUUGAAUAUUCUGAGUUUUCCUUUGCAGUUAUAAAUUUCGUAAGCUUCCGAGAUACAUGGACUAACAGUUGUUACGCGGUACUGUUAUAAAAUACAUCAUCGUUAUUUUCAUUAGGUAUACUUUGGAGUUCACUUCCUCAACUUAUUUGCUAUCUAUAGGUGGAGUUUUGUCUUUUGUCUUCAUUCGAGUCUAAGUGUGCUUAAUAGAACUCUGCCUCUGGAGCUCUGGGCGGCAGAGCAGUCCAAUCUCGAUAACUCGAAUCCUCAAUAUUUCUAACAGCGCACUAUCACAAACCAAAUCCAUUUGCGUCUUAGAUUUACCAGUCGUUUCCCCGCACCUCCUAUAACUCGAACCCUCUCCAAUUGCCCUUGAAGUUUUGAUUUUUGGAGGUCGACUGGUUGGUGUUGCAAAGUUUUUCUUUUAUAUUUAGGGACGUUACAAACAGCGACUCGUCCAAGGAAGAAAUAGAAGAUCUUACACUAAGUCCAUCUGGAAAGAAGAGAAAGUCCCAAAAACACGUGACUUUUGAAAACGUAGACGGUGAAUCAGAAGAAAAUUCUUGCGGUAAAAGAAGGCGAGAGAAGCCUCAUUUGUUGUUCGAUCAGGAUAACGAAGAGUCAAAUGACAGAAAUGCAGAAUGGCGGACAGCUGACUUGGAUUCCAACGACUUGGACCUUUGUGAAUUAUUAGCCUCCAUCCCGAGGGACAUCCCGAAGAAACAACCCACUGAGGAGGAACUGGAGAUCACUGAAAUCGCAAAUAGACUUUCAGGCUAUGAUAACAUGUCGUUCGACGAGAAAUUCCAGUUCGUUUCAUCUCAAAGAAAGAAGAGUGAUGCAGACUCUACUGUUUCUACUAAUGCCGACGAUUCUUCCUUCAACAGAGUUGGUUCUGUCGGCACAGAUACCGUCGAUGAGGUGGGUGUUGACUAUAGUGAUGAUGAACACGUCACCUGUCAAGUGUGUGGACUGUUUAAGAAACGCAGCUAAACGAAAACAGUCAACAAAUUGCUUCACAUACAAAGAGCUGCAUCACACUUUUUAGGCGUAUGUACUGUUUGCGCAUGGACCAGUUUUGAACAUUGUGAACGUUACUGCUGAAAAAAGAGGGCUAUUUAAUGAAACAAAAGUAUUACUAUAAUAAUUAUCUUUCAUUUAAACGGACUCUAUUCCUAUUAUUAUGCAAUAGCAACCAUGUUUUUUUUUUGGCGGGAAAUGGGCGAAGUCCCCAAGUACACCGAGAUUCAACUCAAGUUCUGGAGGUAACCCCUAGAAAACUGUUGAUAUGAACAAUAACGUUAAAUAGGCCAUUUCCGAAUUACCUCUGACCUCUUCUACAAAGCGAGUCCUGCUGCCCAUUCCUAAAUAUGAUUAAAAGCUUUUAUUUACAUGCAAGUUAAAUUCAUUUUCAAAGGAAUGGGUGAGCACCAGGCCUCGUUUUGAAAAGGAGGCCAAAGGUAAUUCGGAAAAGGCCUAGUAAUGAGUGGUCUUUAAAACUUGUCCUUCAAUAAUAUGUGAACUGUGUCGGAGACUCAAAAUCAAACACGAACGCGGAUUUUGUUCAUGCUAACUUCAGUCUCUAUCCUAACAGACCUCAUGUUCAGAAACAAACUAAAUGUAUCAAAAUCUUCCAAUCACAAUACAGCCCUUUUUCACACAUGUUAGACGAUGUGCUGGUCGCUCAGGAGGUUUGGCAAUUUAUUAACGGCAGAGGCAACUAAAUGUUCUUUUUUCAUAGUUCGCAUGUUAUUUAAGAGUGCUGUAAAUUUCCCAGUGUCUUGGCCUUUUUUUGGUGCCCGUCCCGAUAACAACCUCCUCCUGCCUUCUUUCAGAGGUCAGUAUCAAAAUUAGCGGCCAAGGCUUACAGAAGUUUCUUUUGAAACGUGCGUUAUAAUACAACGAAGUAUGUUACUCAUAGCCAGGUGCGUUCUUAUUAUUAAGGACGAUUAUCACCGAUAUAAAAUUCCCAACAAAUAAAUGUAAUUUUUUUAUAAUUUAUCAAACAAACAUAUUUAAAGAAAAGAAAUAUUUUAAUAUUAGGCCAGCAUAUGAUACAAUGUUAGGUUGUAAAUUUACUGAAGAAGACUUUUGCAGUUUUUAUUCUAACCAAACAUUUUAAGUUUGAAUAGUUAAAGAAAGAAGAUUAUAUAUCAUUGCGAAUUAUAAGUUAUAUAAGUUGAGAAAGUGCUGACUUGGUGAAGCAGCUUAUCCCAGACAACUCAAUAUAAGCAACCCGAAAUACAAUUUAACGUGGAGUUUCCUAAAUCGUUUCAUUGGUUUCUUAACUCUAAAAGUAAGGUAACACAAACCUUGUCCAAGGAGAUGCGAUGGCCCAGUGGUAGCCCCGCGGAAGUCCGCAUCGAAAUGUCCUAGUAGGCCAUUUCCGAAUUACUUUUUUCCUCUUUUUCAAAAUAGGCCUGG